AAAGGGAAGUCUGAGGAUGGGGACCAGGCAUCUGGAGCAUGGACCACCUCUGCAUCCAUAUUCCUCCACUGCCAAAGGCCUUUGAGCUUCUGCUCUGCAUGGUUAUAGGUGAGCUGGACAUGAUUUCCACGAGGGUGAUGGACAUUAAGCUUCGAGAAGCUGCAGAAGGCCUUGGGGAGGACAGCACAGGAAAGAAAAAAUCCAAAUUCAAAACAUUUAAGAAGUUCUUCGGGAAAAAGAAGAGAAAGGAAUCCUCUCCUUCCACAGGAAGUAGCACCUGGAAACAAAGUCAAGCAAAGAGUGAGGUCAUUGCCAUCGAGUCAGGGCCAAUGGGCUAUGACUCAGAGGAUGAGCUCGAGGAGUCGAGGGGUGCACUGGGCAGCCGGGCCCUCUCACAUGACAGCAUUUUCAUUCCGGAGUCAGGACAGGACCCUGCUCGGCCUGUGCGGGUGUUUUCCCAAGAAAAUGUGUGUGACCGGAUUAAAGCUCUGCAGUUAAAAAUACAGUGUAAUGUGAAAAUGGGGCCACCACCUCCUCCAGGGAGCCUUCCUGUCAAACGAGGAGAUGACGCUGGUAUGAGUUCUGAGGACGAUGGGCUGCCCAGGAGCCCCCCAGAGAUGUCCUUGCUGCAUGACAUUGGUUCCAGCACAACCAUAAAGGUCUCUCUAGUUUCCUCACUCCGGCCGCUGUCUCCAGACCAUUUGAGCGAUGCCACUGUCUCCCCCCGGACCUCGGACAGCAGCCUGGCGCCUGUGGCUGACUUCGACUAUCCCCCAGAAUUUUCCUCCUGCCUGGACAACUCUGCGGCUAAGCACAAGCUACUGGUUAAGCCCCGCAACCAGCGGUCAAGCAAAAUGAGGCGGCUGUCUUCGCGGGCACAGUCCGAAUCCCUGAGUGAUCUGACCUGCACUCCAGAGGAGGAGGAAUGUGAUGGGAGGCACUUACCCAAGGUCGGCGCAGAAGAGAACCCGAGUUCUGGACAGCAGGAUAUGGUACCUGACAGGGGCCCCAUGCCAGAAGGACCAGCCACCACUCUGCAAUCUGGGGGGCCCCGUGCCAGACGGGCACGCUUGCAGCACUGCCCGGCACUCAGUGCCAGCACUGAAGAGGAGAGUCCCCCUGGGGACAACCCCCCCAGCCUCCCAGCCACCCCAGAGGUCACUGAGCCUAUGUUCAUCCCAGCCCCCUGUGCAGAGGGCCCCUGUCUGCCAGAGGACUCCCCACAGCCUAAUCCUGACAGCGAGAACCAGAGUGAGGCCCUGCCUCUUGCAAGCACAUGUCCGCCAGUCGAGGACACAGCUGAUGAGGUGUUUUGUGCUUCUGGAGACGCUGACAGUGGAUUAUCUCCCCACGUCCCUGAGAUGGACAUGACACCUCCUGAGACCAACCCUGCCACCACCUUGGAGACUCCCUCAGGUCUAGACCCGCCACAGCAAAGUGUGCAGGAGGAGGGAGAGCCGACGCUGGAGGCGCCCGGGACAGAGGGAGCAGGGACAGAGCCUUCCGAGGCCCCCGCGGCAAGCCCCCCAGUCCCCAAGAGCUGCCUGAAGUCUAAGGCCCCGGUGGCCGGCACGCGCCUCCCCGCGCCCCCGACGCCGCCCACGGAGGAGCCCGCGCCCUGUGUCCCGGACGAAGGGGCUGCGUCCCGGGGGCGCCCCGAGGCCGAGCCCCAGCACGCGGGCCCGGCGAGCGGCGCAGUGGAGCGAGGCGGCGGCGGUGGCGAGCAGCGGGGCGCGCGGUUCUCUGUGUCGUCGGGCCGGGCGUGGCCGCGCGCAGGCGGCCCCCUCCAGCUGCAGCGCCCCCGGGCUGGCGGCUCCGGCCCUGCGCGGCUGCCCCUCGGGAGGAGCGGCCCGACCUGGCGCAGCGAGGCGGCGCUCGACGACCUGCAGGCUCCGGCCGAGCCCGACGACGGGGAGCCGGGCCCGCAGAAGCCGCCCUCCCCCUCCGAGCGCGGCCCCCAGGACUCGGGGCCCAGGGCGGCGGCGCCGGCCAGGGGCCCCCGCGUUGCGGCCGCCGGAGACCCCUGCCCGGCCGCGCGCGGGCCGCCCGCGGGUGAGGCCCGAAGCCCCUUCCCCGUCAAGCUGCGGGCCACGUCGCUGUCCUUCAAACACAGGGACGCGCCCAGCGCGGACGUCAGAGGAGUGAAGCGCCUCAGUGCGGAGGUCAGGUUAGAAAAAGGAGGGCUGACUUUGCUCCCGAGGGACGACAAGUGUCAGGCGGGGAAGGCCCCCGGCCCGCGAGGCGCCCGGGCGCCGAGCGACCACGGCAAGGCGAAGGCCCGGCCGUCGGAGCAGCCCGGCGCCAAGCCGCCCCUGCCCAGAAAGCCGCUCCUGCAGCCCCUCACCCUGCCGCCCGCCCCCGCCGCCCCCGAGGCCGGCCCGCGGGAGCCCGGGAAGGCCAGCAGGACGGCGGAGAGGAGGUCGCCGCACAGGGGAGCUGAGAAGGGUCUGCCCCCAGCUGCAACAGGGCCAGGAGCCGACGGCCAGCCAGAGCUGCCCUGGAUCACCAUCGCACGGCAGAAGCGGCAAGGGGCCCCAGACCAACCACCCAACCAGGAGGAUAAUCCUGGGGCCCAGACACUGAAGUCUGAAACAGGAAAGCAAGUCAAGGCUCCCGAGAGAGUGCAGGAGACCGUGAGGCAAGCUGACUUUGUCCGCAGCAAGUCAUUCCUGAUAGCCCCUGCUAAGCCCUCGGUGGACCGGAGGCAAGGGACGAAGCUCCGCCUCCAGGAAGGGCUGCAAAGAGGGAUCUCGUUGUCCCAUCAGAACCUGGCUCAGUCUGCAGUAAUGACAGAGAAAGAAUUGCAUCAGCUCAAGAGAGCCAGUUAUGCCAGUGCUGAUCAGCCAUCCUGGAUGGAACUUGCCAGAAAGAAAUCUCAAGCUUGGAGUGACAUGCCCCAAAUUAUAAAAUAGGUUGACCAUGUGCUGACAAAGAAUGUCUACUACCUUGAAGGGGCACUUAGUUAAAACCUGUCACUAAAUCCAGGCAAACAAACUAUGAAACUUAGGAGUGAUUUUAUCCUCAAGUUAUGGGAGAGUGAGCUUGGGGAAGAGGAAGGAACCUGCAAGACAGACACACAGCCAUAAUCCUGCACCAGAGGUGCCCGAAAACAUGGGUGCCAUUGAAAGGGGCUGGGAGCAAGGCCCUGUGCCCACAGGUGUGGAUGUGAGUCUCUCAGAAUUCCCUUGAUAAAGAGGGCUCGGACAAGGAAAAUGGAAGUGAAAAAUGGAUGCCUAACCAAGACGCACCUGCAAAGCCGGAGGAGAAGGCACCCCAGGAGAACGCGGGUCUGUGUUUCCACUUGGCAUCGCCUUUGUCUCUGGUCGUUGUCUUGCCCGUGGACCCCGUCUUCUUUCAUGUUUACUAUUAGGCAUGACAUUUAUGGUAAAACAGAGAUGCCGUUUCCAAGAGCAGUUGUAAACCAAUCAGUUUUCCAGAAUAUAGCCACUCUAAGAAGGGGCCAAAGGAACAUAGCAGAGUUCAUCAAUUCAUAGACUGUUUCCAAAAAUAAUUUUUAAGCUUUUCCACUGGGCAUCUGUGUUCUUAGCCAUUGCACAAUGCAUUGCCUGUUCAAUAAAGGGUUUCCAACAUGCUCCUGUCAUAUGUGUCAGUGUUAUUUCUACUCACACUUAGAGAAUGUCCUCCAGUGCUGAGUUAAAUGCUAUGUGUGGAGUUUUUGCUUAACAGAUAUA
Manis javanica (Malayan pangolin) is the source of this 3692-nucleotide messenger RNA. RefSeq names its product CRACD like (gene CRACDL). The record is from RefSeq and is a predicted model, not a curated record. NCBI's taxonomy places the organism in Eukaryota, Metazoa, Chordata, Mammalia, Pholidota, Manidae.